AUGUAGAUCGAUGAUGUGGAGAGAGAUUAAAUUAUCAAGUAAUUGAAACUAGUUUAAGGAAACGAUAAAUGUAUCGAUUGUGGAAAAAAAAAUACCAAAUGGGCAUCUGUCACUUUGGGUUUAUUCUUGUGUAUUGAUUGUUCUGGUAAACACAGAGAAUACGGAGUCCGUUAUACAUUUGCAAGAUCUCUUACUUUGGAUUCCUGGUCAAGAAAAUAAAUUACAUUCCUUCAAGUAGGAGGCAAUGAAAAAGCCUUGGAGUAUUUCUAGAGUGUCGGAUUAAUUGGUCCAGGAUGCAGUCAAAUCGAUUACAAAAGUCCUUUAGUUGAAAAAUACAAAUAAGAACUUCUUAAAUAAGUACUCUAAUUAGGUGUAUUAGCCUUGUGCGAAGAAAAGCUGAACAUAAUUCGUCCAUCGCUAAUACCAAGUCCUGUGAAAAUAGCUCAAACCUCUGAAAAGCCUGCUUAAAACAAAGAAGAAGAAUCUCCAGUAAAAGAAUAACCAAAGCAAGUGUUUUAAAACAAUUUGUUAUAAGAAGAAGCAACUGUGACUAAGAAAAGCAAUAAAAUUGUAUUUGCUGAUAACGCGAAACCACAAGCCGCAUCUGGCAAAGCAGUUUAAGGCAAGAAAUUAGCUCACGUGGACUUUGACUCAUUAGAAUUUGAUGAUCCAUUUUCAAAUCCAUUCAAUUAAGAACCUUCAAAAUUUGAGUCCAAUAAAUCAGAAUUACCAUAAUAAGAAGAACCAAAAGUGAUUAUCAAACAAACUCAACAGCCCACUUAACCUAUUCCACAAACCAAUGAAACUUUGGAAAAAUUGAAAGACAAGAAUGUUAAAUCAAUUUCAUCUGAAACAUUAUUCUAAUCUUAAGAUAGUGAAUAAAAUAAAUAGAAUAUUUAUAAAUUCAAUGGACAAACUGCAAUUUCUAGUAAAUAAUUUUUUGGAGAGAAAGAAGAGGAGUCUGAGGAUUCAUCAUAAAAAAUGGAUUAAUUGAAGAAUAUGUUUAAUUUUGCAAGUGAAAAAACAAUGGAAACUUUUGGUACUGUAAAAGAGAAGGCAGGAGGUAUUUGGGAGAAUUUAAAAACAAAAUUCAAUAAAUGA
Molecule: messenger RNA, 1101 nt
Organism: Paramecium tetraurelia
Lineage: Eukaryota; Ciliophora; Oligohymenophorea; Peniculida; Parameciidae
Exons: 5
Biological process (GO): COPI coating of Golgi vesicle
Molecular function (GO): GTPase activator activity
Source: RefSeq, a predicted model, not a curated record